AGCUUAUGAUGUCCGUAGAUUACCAUUACCUAAGUGCUUCUUCCCUUUCCCUUUCCCUUCGCUCCAUUGGCGUUUCAUUACGAUAAGUAUCAAUUCGCUCGUCCCAUUCUUGUUUCUUGGUACGCCUCCUAAAGGCUAUAUGAAUCAACUCGAGGAGUUUCAUCAGGUGUUCAGCUUCAAAACGAUGGGAUUUAAAAGUUUCAAUGACCUUAAGACAAACCAGGAAACAUUAUUCCGUAAUAUUGUCCGUUCAGAUGGGUUCACCGUCGAUUUUCUUUUCAGUAAGAAAGGGAAAGCAAAAAAAGAGAAGACCAUCGAAAACCAUCGGUUGACUUUGGAGGACUUUGAUUUAGCCGAAAUCGAAGCUGGUUAUAGGCCCUGCUUUAUUGAUCCCGGGAGAAAAGACUUCUUCACAGCAGCCAUCGGGCUGGACGUUGAAAAGCACCAAGUGCAAAGCUGUUCUACCAAAGAGUAUUAUCACAUGACUGGUAGCACCAGGUACUCUGCAAAGAUAGAGAAGAAGAAAGCGGGUAGAAUUAAGGGCAUCGAAAGCGAUAUGCCAACUGCCAAGACAGGCUCCAAUGCCCAAUAUCGCUGUUAUGCAGCAUACAUUCUACAGCACUCGGAAGAUUUGUUUUCUUUCUACGGUGAUGGCACUGCCGAAGAUCGAUUUUAUUUACACCAAGGAUGGAAACGUGCUGCCGACAAAAUGGUAAAUAUGCUUAUCAAUGGCAGUACAAAGUAUAAUCUGGAUCUCAGAUUGAAGAGAGAGAAGAACAAAACAAGGUCUCCAAGAAGAAGAAUAAAAGCAAGAUGGCUUUAA
Mycotypha africana is the source of this 823-nucleotide messenger RNA. RefSeq lists its product as uncharacterized. The record is from RefSeq and is a predicted model, not a curated record. Bases 140 to 823 code for a protein of 227 amino acids. Lineage: Eukaryota; Fungi; Mucoromycota; Mucoromycetes; Mucorales; Mycotyphaceae. The transcript is spliced from 2 exons.